GCCUCUGCUGGGCUGCACUUUCCUUUCCACCCCCGGAAUCGCAGAUAUUUCCGGCACCGCCUUGCCCUGCGUGGGCCAGGGCCGCCGCGAUCCGCCCCGCCGCCAAGUGUCCCCGCGCCUGCCGACUGGGGCCCGGAGCGGCGGUCAAACGUCACGCAGGGGCACGGCACGCCCUAUCCGCUUCUGCAACUGCAGCUGCAACGCGGCGUGCCCGUCGCCGUCAACAGUAUGUCGGUUUCACCCGGACCGAAGCCUAUAAACGCCGCGCCGCGCCGCCCCGCCUCGCCCCGCACCGCCCAUUCCGGCCAUCCGCCAGCGCGCGGCGCAUGGACCACACGCACACCGGCACCAACACCACGCCCGCCGCAGUCACCGCCUCCGCCUCCAUGGACGCCGCGCUGCUGCUCGAGCCCAAGCUCGAGAUGAUGCUGCAGCAGCAGCCCUCGCCUGCGGGCCACUACGCCGCGCUGGACCAUCACCUGGCCCCGCCGCCGCCCGCGCUGGUGGUGCCCUGCGAGCCGCCGCGGCCCCUCGAGGCGCUGCUGCAGGGGCCGCAGCUGCCGCCGUUCCUGUCCAAGACGUACGACCUCGUCAGCGAGCCGCAGCUGGACGGGGUCAUCUCCUGGGGCCCCGCCGGCAACAGCUUCGUCGUGUGGAACCCUUCCAGCUUCGCCCGUGACGUGCUCCCGCACAACUUCAAGCACAACAACUUCUCCAGCUUCGUCAGGCAGCUCAACACCUAUGGUUUUCGCAAGGUUCAUGCUGAUAGAUGGGAGUUCGCUCACGAGGGAUUUCUGCGGGGCAGCAAACAUCUGUUGAAGACGAUAGUCAGGCGCCGGUCCUCGCCGACGCAACAAAGCAGCCUUCAGCCUGGUUCAUCUAUCUUCAGGAAGAUACAGUCUAGCUCUUCUGGUGAGUCCACUCUGGACCCUGAACUGCGCUCCCUGAGAAGAGAGAAAAACGCGCUGCUACAGGAGGUGGCCAGGCUGAAGGAGGAGCACAAUCAGACGAUCGAGCAUAUGAACGCACUGAACCAGAGGCUGGAGACCGCGGAGGACCGGCAGAAGCAGGUGGUCUCCUUCUUGGCCAAGCUCCUUCGGAACCCGGAUUUCCUGAGGCAGCUCAAGAUGCACAGGGAGAGAAGGGACGGGAUCGAUUCCGCCAGAGUGAAGAGGAAAUUCCUGAAGCAUGUGCCGCAUGGCAGCAGAAACUCGGGCGACUCCAGCUCGCCGCGCACCGCAGAGAGUACAUGUUCCCCUGCACAUCCAGUUGCGCACAACGCCAUUGCAGACCUACAGAGUUUUCUCCUGGAAGACACGGACCUUAGUGAUGGCAUGCUGCCGGGUAACUUUGGGCUGGACGGAGUCGAAGCAUCAGACGACAUCGGGGCUUUGGUUCAGGUAUUUGACCAGCAAGAUCUCGGAACCGGGGCCGAGCUGCUUGGAAUUCCUCCAGUUUCUGGUGCUGCUCAUUGUCAAGACCCCACGUUUGGCAGGUCCAAGGGGAAGAAUGUCAUGUGUCCAGGAGGAACGGAUGGCACAUCGUCUCAAGCCGACUGCCUCGUGCCAUUACCGGGCAACGUGGGCAAACUGAUGGAUGCGGAUGGUGAGCAAAUUUGGGGCGCCGAUACUUUUUUUCAGAGUUCUUGCAGCGGCACCAGUCAACAAACCUAUGUUAGUGAUCCCUAUCUAAUGGAGAUUCCCGACAAGCCUGAGAGAUUCUGGGAACUCGAUUUUGAUGCACUGGAUGAUGGAGAUCUGCACCUGGACAAGUGUGUUAUCGGCGACCCUGCUCUUGAGCAACACAGAGGAAACAUGAAGCCAUAGAUCAAUUGCGAAGCGGGGGAGUUGUAGGUCUGAUGCUCGAUCCACCUAUCUUAAUAACCAUACUUAGCUGUGAGAAGUGCCAUAGUUAUUUGAUAUUUAGGAGGCUAGUGAACUCCUGGAUGUGCUCACUAUGGCACUAAGAAUUAGUAGUAGUGGUGGUACUAGUACUAGCGGUUUGUUUUUGUUUUCCAUUCAUUCACCCUACUGUUUUUGAAUGGAAAAUAUUAUCAUGUCAUUUGCUUUGUUUUUGUUUUCCA
Messenger RNA from Triticum urartu, 2083 nucleotides. Its product is annotated as heat stress transcription factor A-3. Lineage: Eukaryota; Viridiplantae; Streptophyta; Magnoliopsida; Poales; Poaceae. Gene Ontology annotation, biological process: cellular response to heat; regulation of transcription by RNA polymerase II. Gene Ontology annotation, cellular component: nucleus. The record is from RefSeq and is a predicted model, not a curated record. Gene Ontology annotation, molecular function: DNA-binding transcription factor activity; RNA polymerase II cis-regulatory region sequence-specific DNA binding.